Hirsutella rhossiliensis is the source of this 1863-nucleotide messenger RNA. Its product is annotated as homeobox domain-containing protein. The transcript has 3 exons. The record is from RefSeq and is a predicted model, not a curated record. Gene Ontology annotation, molecular function: RNA polymerase II cis-regulatory region sequence-specific DNA binding; DNA-binding transcription factor activity, RNA polymerase II-specific. Lineage: Eukaryota; Fungi; Ascomycota; Sordariomycetes; Hypocreales; Ophiocordycipitaceae. Gene Ontology annotation, biological process: cell differentiation; regulation of transcription by RNA polymerase II. The coding region runs from base 1 to 1863 and encodes 620 amino acids.
AUGGCUACCGAGAUUGAGCAUCCGCUGGCUCUGGGCCAUGGGGCCCAUGCUGUACACGCACCCUCCCACGACCACGGCGCCGACGCGACGCCCACGUCUGCCACAGCCUCGACGCCCAACAAGCAAUCACCAACGCACUCCACAUCCAGCGCCGGCGGCCAAUCGUGCAACUCGAAGCGGCCCCCUCGCAAGAGCACCCUGACGCAGCAGCAGAAGAACCAGAAGAGACAGCGGGCGACGCAGGACCAGCUCACGAUUCUCGAGCUCGAGUUCAACAAGAACCCAACCCCGACCGCCAACGUCAGGGACAAGAUUGCCGAGGAGAUCAACAUGACGGAGAGAUCUGUGCAGAUCUGGUUCCAGAACAGACGCGCCAAGAUUAAGUUGCUGGCCAAGAAGAGUCUGGAAACGGGCGAAGACAUUGACUCCAUACCCGAGUCGAUGCGCGCCUACCUGGCUAUGCAGGCAAUGGAGUCUGGCAAGGGCCUGGGAGGCAGCUAUCUGGGCCGCACGGGGCUCUUGCCCUUUGGCCACGGCGGCAUGCUCCUCAGCGGCGACCAGGGCGCCCAUGGCAAAGUUUUGAUCCAUCAUCUUACCUGCCGGUCCCUCAGCGUCGGGAAAUGGACUCGGGUGGGCCAGAACACGAUGGACCUCAUCAUCUUUUACUCGCCCGACAAGUGCACCAUGACAUACUACAUCAACAACGAGCAGGCCGGAUACAAGAUCGAGUAUCCCUUUUCGUACAUCAAGAGCAUCUGGCUCCAGAACGGCGAUGACGACCAGAACAAGCUCGGCGGCAUCGUCAUCGAGCUCAACCACCCGCCCAACUUCUUCAUGGACUCGUCGCCAGCCACAAACGGCUUCAUCCAAGUCGGCGACUUCACCGAGGACAUGCAGGCCACCCACUGCAUGAUCCACCACCUUGGCGGCAACCCCAAGGUGCUGACCAACCAGCUGGCCAAGCUGGUCUCGCUCGAGUCCUUCAUGAACCGCCACAACCCCCACCAGUAUGGUGAACAUUCCGGACUACCAGCGUCGGCCCCGGUCUCACCCACGGCACGGCCGUCGUCGCAGCCCAACUUUGCCCAGCAGCCCACGGGCAUGCUGCAGGAACCUUGGGGGAUCAACCAGAUGCACUCGGGCAUGCGCCCGCCGCACGGGCACAAGAGGCAGCGCAGCCGAUCGGUGCCGGGUCCCAUUGACUUCGCCAUGUUCCAGAACCACUCGAUGCCGUCGUUUUACAUCCAACCGCCGGGCGAAAUGGGCCCUCCCCAGCACACGACGCCCCUCUACGCCCCCGUCCCGCAGCAGCCGGCAAGCGGGAUGCCCACCAAUCUUCGCAUCGACACGCAGGCGGGGUUCGGGCUGGAGAUGCGACAGUAUCCCAUGUCGGCAACGACGGCGUCCCCGUCCGAGUUCCCACCGAGCCCCGGAUACUUUACGCAGGGCCCCGAGGGCGGCGCGAUGCACGGCUCCAACCUCAACACGCCGUAUGGCGGCGCCUUCUUGUCGCCUAUGAUGAACGCGGAGACCAAUGUCCCCGCUGCAGUCUCGCCCCUUCCGUUCAAUGGGCCGACGGAGCCGUCAAUUGUGGAACAGUCGCCGCCAAUGUCGAUGAUGGGUCGGCCAGGCUCUGCCGAGAUGUAUGCAGGCCACGAGGCGUCAUCGUACGCGGUAUCGGAAGACGGGGCCAGCCUCAACGAAAUGUACUCAAAACACACCAUCAACCUGCCAAUGCACACUCCCUCUCCAGGCGCCUUCGGCCAGCCUCAACACGGGGACCUCGACAUGGACCAGCUGGUGCAGUUUGACGCCGUCGACGCGUCGAGCCUGUCGCCCGAGACCAAGCCGCCCAUGUCGUAG